Molecule: messenger RNA, 4527 nt
Organism: Drosophila elegans
Lineage: Eukaryota; Metazoa; Arthropoda; Insecta; Diptera; Drosophilidae
Gene: egl
Exons: 8
Coding region: 698-3763 (1021 amino acids)
Biological process (GO): nucleobase-containing compound metabolic process
Molecular function (GO): 3'-5' exonuclease activity; nucleic acid binding
Source: RefSeq, a predicted model, not a curated record
UGUUUGUGUGUUCGCGUUGGCGUUGUCAUCAUCAAAUCGCAUCGCUCCGCUCCGAAGAAAAUCGUGCCAAUUGAGACCGUUUUUACCUGGCCAGCGUGUGUGGUUUUGUCGCCCGCCGACCGCCCGGAGUUUUAAAUUGGCGUUACGGCUGUUACAAACUUGCAUAGUGCCUUUAAAACAGUGCAACAAGUGGUUUUUAACACUUUUUACAAGCCUUCAAAGUGCCUUACACACACACACAUGUAAAAAUAACCUACCUGACCAGAGCGCGUAUGUGUUUGCUACAACGACAACAACAAAAACAACGAAAUAACUAACUGCUUUCGUCGCAGUUUUUUUGCAAGUGUAUUGGUUAAUUACGCCGAAAAAUGUUAAGCGGGCAAAAUUAAUUGAUGUCUAAUUGAAUUACGCGGGUGAAAACAGAAAAGCUAAAUUUCUGAUCUGAUCGUAGAUCUGGUGAGAAAUCCCCAACGCGAGGAUCUGUAUCGUGUGUGUCAAUUCAUUUUUAUAAAUAUAGAUUACAAGUGCACUUAAACAAACAGAAAAACAAAAAAAAGGAAAACAAGUGAUUAACUGGCAGAUAAGCAAGUCGACGUGACGUACUCGUGUGGAUUAAUAAUUGAGCAAAUAGCCGGCAGAUAGCAGUUAGCAGAUAGCAGAUAGCAGAUAUAGCAGAUAUCGCCGAACGGACGGUACAAUGGAGUCCAUGGAGUACGAGAUGGCACGCAACAUGACGCUGCUCUUCUUCUUGGAGCGGCUGCUGGACAAGGGCGAGCCCCGCACCGUCCACGAUUUGUCCUGCCAGUUUGGCAACAAGGAGUUCACCAAGGAGAUGCGACAAAUCGCCGGGGGCAGUCAGUCGGGUCUGAAGAAAUUUCUCGCCCAAUACCCAGCAAUAUUUCUGGUCGACGGUGAUUAUGUCCAGGUCAAUGCCUAUCAGCACACCAAUGCGGACGAUGGCGGCGGCGGCGGCAAGCGCGACUACAUCCAAGAGGCUAAAGACUACUUCAAGAACAAGAUGCUGCAGUACGGAGCGGCUGCCGAGGUGCCCGUUCGCAGUCUGCUGGGCCACAGGUCGCAGGCAUCGCCCCAAGUGCGUCACAUAUCGGGUCAACACAUCAAAGAGUUCACAGACUUUCUGAUGAAGCACACGGAUACCUUCAAGGUGACGGACGACUAUGUGAUGCUGGUGGGCUGCGAGAACAUGACGGAUCUGCCGGCGCGCGAUCGUCUCCAUCUGCCGCAGUCGAACAUCGAUACGCGCGGAACGCAGCAGAUGCUCGACUUCUUUGCCCAGUGCAUUGAGGUGAAGGGACCGCUGUUGGUGGACCAACUGUUCCAUCUGCUGACCACCAACUUUCCGCAGGAUCAGUGGCUGCGCAUGUUCAAGACGCCGGGCGAUCUGAGCUCGUUCCUCAAGCUCUUUGCGGACUGCUUUCACAUACAGGCCAAUCUAGUCACCCUGCUGCAAAAGCCCAAGCUCAGCGAUACGCACAUCCAGCAGGCUCAGGCUCAAACACGGGAGCAAUUCAAUGCGCUGAACAAUAACAACAGUGCCAGCAUUCGGAAGCAGGAAUCCGGUGUCGGAUGUGGAGGUGGUGGCGGUGGAGGUGGAGGCGGCGGAGUUGGAGGUGUCAGCUCAGUGCAGCAGAGAUUGCAAUCGCCGGCUCUGCGGAGCAAUGGUCACACGAACAACAACAACAAUGGGAGCAAUGCCAAUGGCAAUGGCAAUGGCAAUAAUAACAAUAAUAGCAUAGCUUGCCCGAACUUCAAGCUGAAUGCCCCCGUUUCGAAUGUGAUGGGUGGCCAGAGCCAAAGUCAGGGCUUCGGGCAGCCCAAAUCGGAGCCAAGUUCUGGCUUCGACAGCUAUGUGCCCAUGUCGGAGCUAAAACUAGAGAAUCUGUGCGAGAACAACUAUCCCAGUGCGAAUACAUGCUACGGGCCCAUUAAUAACUCCGCACAGCAGCAACAACAGACGCAGCAGACGCAGCAGCCGCAGCAAACGGUACAGAAUCCGGCGGAGCAGCGUUUGAAUAGUGUUAACCAAACCCUCAAGCAACGCAUCAACACUUUAGUUAUACGGACACUAGCCGAGAAUUUGGAGAAGGAUAAGCAAACGCUGGCCAACCAGCAAGGCGGGCCAACUUCACCGCACGCCAGUCCCGUGCAUUCCAUUGCCAAUUCGAGUUCUAACCAAAAUGCCAGUGCUGCAAGUAACGUCAACAGCAACUCGAAUUCGAAUUCGAAUUCAAAUUCGAAUCAAAACAAUGCCAACCACUCACCUAGUCAUAGCUACUUUGUCGGCGACACCUGGAAGAUAAAGGUCCUGCAGAACACCACGGUGAUAGCGAAUGUCAAGCAAUCGGUGUUUGUUACCGACAUUAUACUCAAGUAUGCGGCCAAGAACGAGAACAUAGUGGUCUCCCUCGACUGCGAGGGCAUCAAUCUGGGUCUGAAGGGGGAGAUAACAUUGAUUGAGAUUGGAACGACGCGUGGCGAAGCCUUUUUGUUCGAUGUGCAAUCCUGCCCGGCGAUGGUCACCGAUGGCGGACUGAAGACCGUGCUGGAGCACGACCAGGUGAUCAAGGUGAUACACGACUGCCGCAACGAUGCGGCCAAUUUGUAUCUGCAAUUUGGCAUCCUGCUGCGCAAUGUGUUCGACACACAGGCCGCACAUGCGAUAUUGCAGUAUCAGGAGAGCGGCAAGCAGGUCUACAAGGCCAAGUACAUAUCGCUUAACUCGCUGUGCGAACAGUAUAACGCCCCCUGCAAUCCCAUCAAGGAUCAGCUGAAGCAGAUCUACCGACGGGAUCAGAAGUUCUGGGCCAAGCGACCACUCACGCGGGAAAUGAUGCUGUAUGCAGCGGGCGAUGUCCUGGUCCUGAUACACGACCAGUUGUUUGGCAAUCUGGCGCGCCAGAUCAAAACGGAGAACAGGACACUCUUCUCGGAGCUGUGCACCGAGCAAAUACUCAUGCAGAUCAAGCCCAACGAGGUGAAGAUACGCAAGAAGCAGCGCAAGGUCAGCACCGAGGUGUCCGAUCUCAAGCAGAAGUUGGCCCAAACCAGCAAAAGCAUUGUGCUCUCCAAUCGCGAGAUACGCCUGCUGCGCUACAUGGACCUCACAGAGGAUGAAAAGGAGCGCCUGAAGGGCUACUACAAGGUGGCCAAGAAGCUGGAGAAAAUGGAGUCCGCCGGCAAUCCCAACAAAGACCAAAGUGAUUCGGAGGAUGAGCCAGAGCCAAAUGAGAAUGACACGUUUCCCAGCUUGGACUCGGUGCCCUCGGACAAUUCGCUGUCGGGCACUUUUUCGCCACGCUUCAGCUCAGAGCCACCAAGUCUGACUGAGUCCAUGCAAAUGCUGGAGGAGAUUCUCCAGAACAAGUCCAUGGAUCGCAUAGCACGUAUUGAUAAGCUGGAGGCCAUUCUGACCACUGCCACCUCGCUGCCAUGUGAACAAAUUAUAUCUUCAAAUUCGAUGCAAGAGCAAUUGGGAUCGAGCAUUGCGACCACCGAGAAUCUGCAAAUUAUACGCGAGAAAUCCAGAAACAUUAAGAACUGCAAUUGCCAGGGCGAGCGCAGUGUGACGCCCGUUCUGCGAACGACUGACAAGCGAUUGGUGAAGCUGGUGGAUGCCGAAUCGCAGACGCUGAGCACCGGCGACGUGGUCAUCACCAAGAUAUUCUUCCAGGACGAGCAUGAGCGUGCCAAGGAGGCAGCCUUGCUGAGCAACUCGCCCACGAAGCGAGUGUCUCCCAUAUAAACAUUUAAUCGUUUAAACAUUUAAACAUUUGAACCUUCGAACAAUGAUUCCUAACAAGCAAAGCGCAGACAUAUUACGUAUUAUUAUUUUGUUUUUUAAUAGUUGAGGCGUUCCGCACUGGACCUCUCGACACUCUAUCGAUUAUGCAAUAACUUUCAUACCCAAUUGAAAAAGCAAUAUAUAUUUUGUGCCUAGAUGUUGAACAUUGCAAUAACAAUAAUAUAUGAUUUAUCAAUUGUUAAACAACUCGCCUCCGGCUCGGAUCUUUUUAUAUAACAACCGACAAACGUUGGCGACGCAAUCUAACCGAAUCCCACUUCUCAGUAAAGGCAUUUGCCACUGAGAAGCUGUGCGGAAUUCGAUGAGGUUAACGACUUACGAGCUGCGCCAAACAAUCAUUAAAAAUGUAUCUGUUAAUUGAUUUGUAGACUAUUUUGCUAUUGAUUGUAAAUUAAAUCUGCGUUGGACCAAUGUGUAUUAAAUCCAAAUGAAAUUAUUAAAUGCAGUUUCCCUAGAGGUUUCCUAAUAUCUUUGUCGCCAUAUCAGAAGUGAACUUAUUGUAUUUUAACCAUAAUACUUUAUAAACCGAAACGAUUAUUCAACUCAAUUUAAGUUUAACCAAACAAUCUUCUUAAUUAUUAAUAACAAAUUGUGUAGUCAAUCUAAGUAAAUGAGAAUUAAUUGUAAUGGAAAGAAUACUGAAAUGGUACGAUUAUAAAUUAUAUAUCUAAUUGAAUAAAACGUGUAUAUACCUAUAAAAACCA